Lotus japonicus is the source of this 777-nucleotide messenger RNA. Its product is annotated as F-box/LRR-repeat protein At3g26922-like. The record is from RefSeq and is a predicted model, not a curated record. The transcript has a single exon. Bases 1 to 777 code for a protein of 258 amino acids. NCBI's taxonomy places the organism in Eukaryota, Viridiplantae, Streptophyta, Magnoliopsida, Fabales, Fabaceae. Gene Ontology annotation, molecular function: protein binding.
AUGGGUAACAGGAAAGAUAUGAUCAGUAACUUACCUGAUUAUCUUCUUCAUGACAUUCUUUCUUUACUCCCAACCAGAGAUGCAGUGGCGACUUCCGUUUUAUCAAAAAGGUGGAAGUACUUAUGGACUGACUUAUCUGUCUUUAAUUUUGAAAAUGAUCUGCCAAUAGUCAGCAUGGAAGAAGACCAAGUAUAUUGCCUUUUAGAUCAAGUGCACAGACUACUUCAUCAUUCUAAUUAUGUAAAAAGUCUCGGUGUCAUGUCUUUUGGGGUUGCCAUUGAUGAGGAUAGAGUUAAUUCUCUUAUAUCUGCUGUAGUGAAGCACCAAAUCGAAGAGCUUAAGCUUUCCCUACUUGUAAAUCAGUUUGUGUUACCCAAUUGUUUCUCGGCCUUUGAAUCAUUGACUGAGCUGCAUUUAGAACUGGGUUGUGUUCUAGAUGUUCCUAGUGGCAUUCGUUUCCCUAGCCUGAAGACAUUCAAGCUUUCACGUGUUACCUUUGCAAAUGACAAGUCAGUUCAACAACUUUUCUCUGGGUGCCUUGUCCUACAAGAGUUAACCUUGUUUAACUGUAAUUGGAGUAAAAUCGAGCAGACUAGCAUAACAACUCCCGCAUUAAAGAUAUUAACCAUAUUUUCGGACCUUCGAGUAAAUAUGAUGCGUUCUACAGUCAGGAUUGAUGCUGUGAAUCUUUUAUAUUUCAGUUGCACGGGCUAUACACUAGUAAAUUUUCUCCUUGUUAACACGGCCUCCAUAGUUGAUGCACAUGUUGAAUGUUGA